AUGCCAAAGUCUAUGCCGCGGUACACAGAGAGAGGCGUCGACCGGAGAGUUGGACACAAAGAAACAAAGCUGCAGGUUGCCGCAUGUGCCCAUGCCUAUGCGAAGCUUCAGAAGGCCCUGCUCGGGUCGGUCAGCGCCGGUCCCCCAUCCGGGACCGCCGAGGAGGACGGCAUCAGCAUUCUUUGCGGCGGCGAGGGUCUCGUCGGUGAGAGGGGCACUUUUGGCAUCGAUGGAGCACUGAGACUGGCAGAGCUGGACUCUCGAGAGCCUGAUUGA
This is a messenger RNA of Fusarium musae, 276 nucleotides long. RefSeq lists its product as uncharacterized. The record is from RefSeq and is a predicted model, not a curated record. The coding region runs from base 1 to 276 and encodes 91 amino acids. The transcript has 2 exons. NCBI's taxonomy places the organism in Eukaryota, Fungi, Ascomycota, Sordariomycetes, Hypocreales, Nectriaceae.